Leptosomus discolor (cuckoo roller) is the source of this 861-nucleotide messenger RNA. NCBI's taxonomy places the organism in Eukaryota, Metazoa, Chordata, Aves, Leptosomiformes, Leptosomidae. The record is from RefSeq and is a predicted model, not a curated record.
GUACCAAAAUGGGUCCAUGAAGUCAUUCGGCCGAUAGCAGCAGAAUUGGAGUUCUUUAUGCCGCAGCCCUUCGUGGGGGAAAUCGUGGGGCUGUGCAAAGCGCUGGGAAUAAGUCUUGGAGAUGGACUCCUGCUUAACUUCGCCUAUGAAUCUACCGCGUUCUGUACUAGUAUCGUUGCUCAGGAUGACAAAGGAAACAUUUACCAUGGUCGGAACCUGGAUUAUGGUUUUGUCGAUAUAUUAAGCAAGAUUACAAUUGAUGUGAGGUUUAUAAAGAAUGGGCAGGUAGCGUAUCAAGGCACCACGUUUUUUGGUUACGUUGGCUUAUGGACUGGACAAAGUCCACACAAGUUCACAAUCUCUGGUGAUGAACGAGAGGGUGGUAGAUGGUGGGAAAAUGCAAUAGCUGCUUUUCUGAAUCGGAAUUACCCUGUCAGCUGGCUUGUCAGAGACACCCUGAGCAGAGCAGAGGACUUUCAGUCAGCUGUUCUCAGACUAGCGGGCAUUCCCAUCAUUGCUGAAGUUUACUAUAUUGUAGGAGGUGUGUCACCCAAAGAAGGCAUGGUCAUAACAAGGAAUAGAAGAGGGCCAGCAGAUCUCUGGCCUCUUGAUCCUUUAGGUGGAGCGUGGUUUCGUGUGGAGACAAACUAUGACCAUUGGACGACCCCUCCUCCUUUUGACGAUCGAAGAACUGCAGCCAUCAAAGCUCUCAAUGCUACUGGACAGCAGAACAUCAAUUUUGAUACACUCUUUAAGGUGUUGUCAGUGAAGCCAGUCUUAAACAAUAACACAGUGUAUACCACAUUAAUGAGCGCUGCACUUCCAGAUAAGUACCAGACAUGGAUCAGAACUGCGAAGUGA